AUGCGUGAUAUGUCUGAAGAUUGCGAUGAUUCCGUUCGAGACGCUGUUCGACAGAACGGUUCGGUUUUGGACCGCAUCGAUUUCAGCCAGGACACGGAAGCUGAGCUUCGGGAGUACCUGGAGGCUAUGGCAGCCGGCGGAGCUGCUCGUCUCCCUGUGCGACCAGACCUUGGAUUCCGCUACCAAGUCAAGGCCUUCCCACCCAGUGUACGUAUGAGCAUUAUGCCAUCGCGCAUUGUGGGCAAGCACACAACCGAGCCACAAGCCCAUGAGAUUGCCAUAGUCAAGCAGGUCACUGGAAGGCGACCACAACCGACUAUUGAAUCUUUCCAGUUUCUAGGUAUCCACCAAGUCGACAGUGAAAUGCCCGUGAGACAGUCUUCCACCAACUCCAUUGCUAGUUCCAGCGACAAUUCCGAUGAUGGUUAUGAGUACGAGUUCGGUACUGUCAUUCAGGAUCGCCUGAAUGAAGAGCGCGUAGACCCCUCUGCCACAUCUCGCCCCGCCACUGUCCCUAAUGACAAUUCGGACGACGAGCACAGGACAAUUCUCCAGCCUCGGCAGAACAGACGGAUGGUACUGUCCACUUCGUCCUCCGAUGAAGACGAUGAGGCCGGGAUCGCUCUACCCCAAGCUCGGCAAGCUGGGGAACGCACGAUAUUGUCAAGUUCAUCUAUUGUAUAUGAAGAUGAAAAUGAAGUUAUGGUCAUGGCCCGCCCUGCCACCCAUCGACGAGCGCUCUCUAUUGGAUCGGACUUCUUGCCUGGUUCGUUUGUGGAGACCCGAGAUGUCGUUGCAACGGCUCGUCCCGUCAGCCAUCGACUGGCUUUCUCGGUCGAUUUCGACUCUUCCUCGGUGGAUCCUGCUGCUUCAAGUCGUGAAAGUCACGCUGAUGAGCAGCCUGUAGUAGAUCAUGAUCCAUCAUUGCGCGUGGACAGCCCGAUGGUGUUCGCGCGAAUGGAUCUUGGAGUAUGCUUCCAGGCGAAACUACAUGGGGGUCAUCCUAUCAAGUCCUAUCGUGCUGAAUACAUUGAUCACGAUGUUGCUGUGGUCGAAGAAACACCUGACUGGCUCGGUCUCCAUCCCGAGUGCGCAGUAAUGCUCUUUGCCAGCCCCAACGAGGGCUGCAUGGCUCGCUUCGCGCAUCUUUGGGAAGACGAGUAUGCCGAAGCUAUUGACCAAUCGCUAUUCGCAGACUUCGACGAAGUCUCGUCAGACGUGGUCAGUGAUGGUUCUUCCGAUGACUGUUGCAGCUUUUGGUCUAUGUGCGACGACGGCGACACCACGCAGACCAGUGUGACUUCGAUGGAUAGCCGUCGAAAUUCGUGGUCUGUGGGUAACGAGUUUGAAUACAAGAGUGUGUUCGUCGCAGAGCCAGUCCAACGCGACUUCGUCCACCAGAACCAGGAGCAGCUCAAGGGUAGGCGUUCUCGGCGGACGUUGGACGAGUUUUACCGCUUGAGAAAGGGUAGGACAAUGUCAACCGUUCCCAACGGCUGGUAG
Messenger RNA from Parastagonospora nodorum SN15, 1503 nucleotides. RefSeq lists its product as hypothetical. Bases 1 to 1503 code for a protein of 500 amino acids. Lineage: Eukaryota; Fungi; Ascomycota; Dothideomycetes; Pleosporales; Phaeosphaeriaceae. The transcript has a single exon. The record is from RefSeq and is a predicted model, not a curated record.